Meloidogyne enterolobii is the source of this 3037-nucleotide messenger RNA. Lineage: Eukaryota; Metazoa; Nematoda; Chromadorea; Rhabditida; Meloidogynidae. The record is from the annotation of a GenBank genome assembly.
UACACUCAUUAUGUUGUUUUUGUUGUUUAAAUAUUUUUUGUUGCCCUUAUUUUUGCUCAAUUUAUUUUGCUUGCCAAGAUUAUGUAUUAAUUUGGAUACAAAAUUUCCUAUACAUACAAUACAAAUUGAACCGCCACAUCCAUUUCAUCGAGGACCGCCUGGUGUCAGGCCUGGAUUCAUUUCUGGUACUGUCUUUACAACAGAUGCUGAACCUCCCAGUAUUGGUCAUAGAGGAGCUCAUCGUUCCCAUUUACAACAGCAAAGUCCCUCUGGAAGUUCCUCUGGAGUUUGUUCCGAGACAGAGUUUCGAUGCGAUGAUGGUCACUGUAUUAGGCUAGAAUGGAAAUGUGACGGAUCUGGUGAUUGUCGAAACGGCGAAGACGAGAACAAUUGCCCCCACCCGGGAUGUAAAGCCGAACAGUGGCAAUGCGAUAAAUACGAUAUUCACUCAGUCUCGUGCAUUCAAGAGUAUCAGCGUUGUGAUAAUAUUAGCGAUUGUGUUGAUGGUUCUGAUGAAAAAGACUGUCCCGCAGCUCCAGUAAACUGCGAAGUUAACGAUGGUUCAUGUUUUCCAAUUACUCGCAAAUGCGAUGGAAUCUAUGAUUGUCGUGAUCUUAGUGACGAGAAAGAUUCUUGCUCCACUAAUCAUACUGCUUGUUUUCCCUACCAAUUUCGAUGCGCGGAUAAAACCCAAUGCAUACAAAAAAUUUGGGUUUGUGAUGGGACACCUGACUGUGCUGACAAAUCGGAUGAACCACCGACAUGCAAAUUUCCAGCGUGUCAGACAGGCGAUUUUAAAUGUAAAAAUAAGCGUUGUGUUCCUCAAAAAUUCCGUUGUGAUUACUAUGAUGACUGCGGCGAUAAUUCAGACGAGGAGGAAUGUGGUCAUUAUAAAUGCCCUCCGGAUAUGUGGCCCUGUCCAAAUUCCGGUCAUUGCAUUCAUCUGUCAAAAUUGUGUAAUGGAGUUAAUGAUUGUGAUAGUGGCGCGGAUGAAAAAACAUGCUCACGUAAUCUUUGUCAAACGCUUGGAUGUCAGUCCGGAUGUGCAAGUUCCCCUACCGGUGGCAUUUGUACCUGUCCUCAGGGCUAUAAACUCGAUGAGCGCUUCGAACGGUCUUGCAUUGACAUUAAUGAAUGCGCCGAUUUUGGAUAUUGUGAUCAAACUUGCCAGAAUCACCGACCUAGUUUUACCUGUGGCUGUUUAGGAUCUUGCUUUAAACUUCAAAUGGUACAAAGCACAGGGGCAAAUUCAGGAUCUUUCGGUGGAAGCAAUAAUUUAACACUUCGAGGAUAUUGCAUCUCUAGUGAACCUGAACAAAUGCGUCUUUUUGUUGCCCGCCGAGAAGGACUUUAUCGGUUGAAUCCAGCAAAUAAGGAAGAAUCUGCCGUAAAAAUAGCUUCUGGAGAAUUUAUCUAUGGAGUAGAUUUUGAUUACGAGAAACGAAAAAUAUUCUGGACUGAUCGGCUAGCCCACUCUCUCUACCGUGCUGAUAUCACUUCUGGGGGUGAUAUUGAACAUAUCCACAAAUUUGAGCUUAAAUCAUUGAUUUACCCACGAAAUUUAGCCGUUGACUGGAUUACUAAUAAUAUUUAUGUAAUCGAAAGUGGUUCAAGACGUAUUGAUGUGCUCAAUUAUGAGGGCGAUAAACGCACUGUUUUGCUAGCAGAUGGCCUUACUCUUCCACUCGAUAUUGCCUUGGACCCUCUUCGGGGUGAAAUGUUCUUUUCUAACCAAUUAAAAUUGGAAACUUGCCAUAUGGAUGGUACAAGUCGACGUGUAAUAGUCGAAACACACACCCAUCAAGUGAGCGGUGUUGUUGUUGAUAUCGCUGCUAAACGAGUUUACUGGUGUGAUCCGAAAGUCGACCGAGUUGAAUCAGUUGACUAUUCUGGUAAUGAUCGACGACAGAUUGCAUCUGGAAGAAAUUUUGCUCCCCAUCCUUUCGGAUUAGCUAUAUUCGAUCAAUACCUGUAUUGGACAGACUGGACAAGAUUGGGAAUUAUGCGUGUUGAAAAGUUUGGAGCGGCCUCUGAAGUUAUUUGGUCUAAUAAAGAUGGAAACGUUUUUCCAAUGGGGAUUGCUGCAUAUCAUCAAAUGGCACAGCCCGGCCCCUCGCACAGUGACUGCUUCCAGCAACACAUUGAAAAUCCGUGCGAUAAGGCCGAUUGCGAGGGAAUGUGUCUUCUAGCCAAAGAUAAUGUCGGAUUUGGUGUGGGCUACCGUUGUGCUUGUCCUAUCGGCCAGAAAUUGGUUGACGGUAAACGGUGUGUGCCUUCAAUAGAUUAUUUGCUGUUUAGUAGCAACAGAGUUAUUCGUGGCAUUUACCCCGAAAUCCUACAAAAUACACUAGCCGAAGCUGUUUUGCCAAUUUCUCCUCAAUCUCAACGUAGAGUAGGGAUGUACUUUGCUGUUGAAUGUGAUGUCCAUAGUUCAAGCUUCUUUUAUGUUGAUAUUAUGGAUAAUACACUUUACCGUGUGAAGCCAGACGGAGAAGGAUCGGCUCCAAUACUUGUGACCCACAAUGAUGGUCUAAUAUCCAUGUCAUUUGAUUGGAUGAGCAGACAACUUUACUAUAUGUGGGGUCUAGUAAAUCCUGAACAACUUGUCCGACGUAAACUGCUUGUGAAACUUCGAGAUCCAGUUUCUGUAGUUGUACACCCAUGGAGAGGAUAUGUCUUCUUUGCGGAGGCGGAAAGACCAGCUCGUAUAUGGCGUUGUAACUUGGAUGCUACUAACUGUAUCGUUUUGCGAAACCAAACAAUCGGCCGUCCUUCUGGUCUAGCCAUCGACUUUGCAGAAAGUCGUCUUUGUUUGGGGGAUUCCUUACUUAAAUUCUUUGCAUGUAUGGAUUUUGAUGGACAAAACUGGGCCGUUUUGCCUGUGGAAGACCCCAUUCCUGUGGCUAUUACUUUCCUUGGAGACCAAAUUUAUUAUGUUCAUCAAAGACCUUACUCCAUUCGCCGUGUCUCCAAGAAUUUCGGAGGCGUUGGACGCAUUGUUCGUGACUUCAGGCAAGAAUUGGACAAAUUAACUUAA